GAAAUUGAUACGAAAUAUCUUAAUCAUGAAACAAUUCGUUUAAACGAAACGUGGUCAUAGACGUGAUACCUGUAAAUUAUUUAUUUUAGUGACAAAUAAACAUACGAUUUUUAAAGUGGAACUUCUUUAACGGCGUUGGAUUUUGUUUCCGUCGCGCGACACGCGUCCCUUUUUUGUAGUGAUGGGACAGCUCUCUUAAAACUUUACAAGGGUGCGUUACGUCACGUCAGAGGGUUACUGGCAGUUCAAACUCUGACACCAGGUUGUACAUCAACCGUACAAUAAGACGUUAGUGUUGUGUUUUCAGUGUGAUGUUAUUCAAAAUGUGUAUGAAGUGUUUCGUGUUAGUGCUGUGUUGUGGGAGAGUGUUGACACAGAGGCUCGACCCUGGUCCAGGAUUACAUGAAAUGCCAAGGAGUUCGGAUACUCUGUUACCGCCGUCUGAACCGUGGCCUAAUUUUAAAGACGACCCCGGGCCUCCAGACCGGUACCCAGUCCGGCACGCUGGUCUGCCGCACAAGCUUGAAGUGUUUCCUCUGCCGCUGAAGGACUCUGACCACGAACUCAAGUUCAAUGUGUCCUGGAUUCCAUCUCUAAGAAGACCAGCAAAGGACUAUUCGUUGGAGGUGCGAAGCAUAACAGAUACGGUAGACUGUCAGUCACCGAUGUGUUAUGAAUACAACAUUCCUGGGGAGGCGACGUGGUGGUUGAUCCCUGCCUUCUCGAACCCCGUAGCGGAGAUGUGCGCUGUGCGACCGGGAUGCGCGUACAUGGUGCGUCUGAUUGCCCACCCGUGGGAUGGGCACACUUCCGCAAACCUCCAUGUGGAACUUGAUGAAUGUGUGGUAGGCGUAUGCUCUUGCGCUCACUCGCCACGCCUGCCAGCGCCGGAGGUCACAGCUGAGACCGUCACCAUCCAAGGCGAGAUGUUCACCAAUGUUAGCUGGACCCUGCCCAGACCCGCCUACCCUCAAAGACUGCCCUCAGCCAAGCUGGGAAAGCACAGUUAUGUGAUCAGUCUGGGCAAACAAAUGGUGUCAGAUGCUCAUCCAGCUCCAUGGUUCGCAAACACUGUAACUCGUGAAGUGGAUGCCGAUGGAUACGUAUCAGAGGGAGACACAACGCGAUGGCUACUGCUUCCUGUAAGCGAACGAAGUGUGGAACGAACUGGGGAUAAAAGUGGAGACCGAAGUGGGGACCAAAGUGUAAAUACAGUCAAAAGUGGUCCAACCAGUGCGCAAAGUGUGCGAAGUGCAAAUGGAGUCAAAGUUCUGAUUCCCGAAGUGAAGUUAUUAGCUAGAGUGAAUUUGAUUGAUGAUAGAGGGUGUGUGGGACCUGCGGGCAAUGCCACUGCUUUUGACCCUUCGGCAAAAACAACGAGUAAAUUUUCAUUUGGGACCUACGUGGUGCUCGCAGCGCUAGCCGGGGCAUGGCUUAUGGGAGCAGUGUUUGCUUUGAGUGCUCGCAUUGUGAAGCGGGUCCUGAAAUCCUUUAGACCUGCUCCCGUAUCCGCGCCUCUUGAACCCCUCAACAGACGGCCUGCCUGGUUCCCGUUGCAGCUGCGUACGAAUAAUGAAAUUCCGGCGCGAGGUCAAAUGGAAGAAAGCCCGCUGUACACGCAAAAAGAAUUUGAGGUGGAAGUGGAAGAUGGUGAUGAGUGGGAGGUGAGCAGGUCACGCGUCCACCUCGGAGCACUUAUCGGCAGCGGCGCCUUCGGCAGGGUGCACGCCGCGACCCUCGACAUGCCUGGGGGAGAAACCAUCAUGGUGGCUGCGAAGAUGCUUACAGAAGAAGUAAGUGAAGAAGAAAUCCAAGACUUUCUCCGUGAGAUAGAGAUGUUGAAGCACGUCGGAUCCCACAAGCACGUCAUCCGUCUGAUCGCGUGCUGCACGCGGCGCGCCCCCCUCAUCGCGCUGCUUGAGCACGCGCCCAGAGGAGACCUGCUCUCACUCCUGAGGGCCGCCAGAGGAAGAAGGAGAGAGGGUGAGAGAGAGAGUCAAGCUUCAACUGUUACAAGAAGAGUUGAUAGCUCGCAAGGACGGCCGUCGGAAGCUGAAUCUGAAUACACGAACCUGAGUGAUUCAGAUCCAGCCCUUUCCGAAGGCAAAUUGUAUAUAGAUAGUGAUAAGAAAAAGGACCAUUAUGUGGCAGAGCCUGCCCUUCAGUUAGACGGUAGCACAAUGAGGGAAUAUGCCCUACAAGUAGCAUUGGGCAUGAGACACUUAGAAGAAAGAGGUAUUACUCACAGAGACCUGGCUGCGCGUAACAUCCUAGUGGACGGCGCAGGCCUCCUCAAAGUGGCGGACUUCGGGCUCUCCCGGUCUGGGGUUUACGUCCACACGCGGUCUCGGCCGGUGCCUCUGCGGUGGCUAGCCCCAGAGGCCAUACUUCACUCGCAGUACUGCAGCGCCAGCGAUGUCUGGGCCUUCGCCGUGCUUCUUUGGGAGAUUGCCACAUUAGGUGGCUUCCCGUACGCUGAACUGAGUAACCACCAAGUACCUUCAUUCCUGGCCGGCGGGGGUCGGCUCCCAAAGCCGGUACGAGCUUCACCGAGACUCUACCAGCUAAUGGUAGAAUGCUGGUCCGAGGAUUCCGCCGACCGACCGACAUUCGCCGAAAUCGUCGACAAAUUGACAGUCCAGAAACAGUUGUACGUCGACCUGGACUGCGUUUUCCCGCCGUCUGAAGACGAGGUCACGGGGUUAAGUGACCUUGACUUCAGCUUCGCCAACGGUUAUCUAAACCGAUGACCCUUGUAAAGACUGAAUAUUUUAAUUGUUAUUAUUGUCCGUUUGUCAUCCUAUUUGCACAAUAAACUUGUACAAAGUA
Messenger RNA from Trichoplusia ni (cabbage looper), 2829 nucleotides. Its product is annotated as fibroblast growth factor receptor 3-like. Gene Ontology annotation, biological process: protein phosphorylation; positive regulation of kinase activity; cell surface receptor protein tyrosine kinase signaling pathway. Gene Ontology annotation, molecular function: ATP binding; transmembrane receptor protein tyrosine kinase activity. Bases 312 to 2750 code for a protein of 812 amino acids. The transcript is spliced from 14 exons. Lineage: Eukaryota; Metazoa; Arthropoda; Insecta; Lepidoptera; Noctuidae. Gene Ontology annotation, cellular component: signaling receptor complex. The record is from RefSeq and is a predicted model, not a curated record.